CUGCGACAGCAAGCCGCUGCGUUGCAGCAGUGGGGUGUAGAGAUACGGCGGCAGCUUCACAGGUUUCCGGAACUAAUGUAUGAAGAACACCGUACCUCUGCGUUGGUGCAGAGAGUGCUCACAGAUCUGGGCAUAAAGCACUCAGCGGGCUGGGGCCGAGACCGCCGCGCUUCUCUGGUGGACGAGUCGCUCUUGGAGGCAUCAACUGAGAAAGGAGAUACAGAAGAGUUGCAUCAAAUGCAGCAGCAGGCAGCAGGCAUCCCGGGCACAGGGGUGGUUGCGGAGAUUGGAACUGGCAAGAGCCCAUGUGUUUUGCUGCGAGCAGACAUGGACGCGCUUCCUAUCCAUGAACAGGCCGCUGUUGCUUUCAAGUCCGAAUUAGAUGGGAAGAUGCAUGCAUGCGGCCACGAUGCACAUACAACGAUGCUCCUAAUGGCCGCUGCCAUCCUGAAAAAGAACGAAGCUUCUCUCAAGGGGACAGUGAAGCUGGUGUUUCAGCCUGCAGAAGAGGGCGGACAAGGGGCGCAAAUGAUGCUGGAAGAGGGCCUUUUGGAUAUGCUACCGUCACCUCUCAUGGCCAUGGGCAUGCAUGUCUUCCCGGAGCUCCCGACUGGCGUAAUUGCAUCCAGAGAAGGACCCCUUAUGGCUGCGACUGCGAGGUGCGUGCGCCUCUGCAGUUUCCACUUUGAAAUCGUUGGGAGCGGUGGCCACGGCGCAAUGCCUGCUCAGACGCGAGACCCCAUUGCUGCAUGCACUGCAGCUGUGCAGAACGUGUAUGCUAUAGUCGCGAGAGAAAACGACUUCGCCGCUGUGUCUUCGGGCUUCAUCUCUGUCACACAAAUUCAGGCCGGCAGUGCCUUCAAUAUCAUCCCAUCGGAGUGCAGCCUCAAAGGCACCCUUAGGGCCUUUACCAACGAGAAGCUACAGGAAUUGAAGCUGCGUUUGCGGCAGGUCGUGCAGCGUACGGCCGAGGCCUUCCGCUGCCGCCUGAGAGUUCGCCGCCUUCUCACCAACACCCCAGCGCUUCAUGUGCACGCUGGCGCACUCGGGGUCCUUAACAAAGCAGUCGGUGCUGUCACUGGAGGUCGCCCGGUAGAGACGAUGCCCCCGAUCUAUGGUGGCGAGGACUUUGCAUUUGUUUUGGAUCGGGUACCUGGGGUGUUCGCAUUCAUCGGUAUUGGGAGCGGAGCGCAACGGAAGGGCCAUGUGCCAACUUCCUUUGGGCUGCACCACCAGGAGUUUGCCAUCGAUGAGGAAGCACUGGAGGUCGGAGCAGCUGUUGAGGCUCAAUUCGCAGCAACAGCCAUUGAGCACUUGUUGCAACAGCCAAGCCAGCAGCAGCAAGAAGAACCCCAGGAUAAACUUUAUGAUGACCUAUAA
Molecule: messenger RNA, 1380 nt
Organism: Cyclospora cayetanensis
Lineage: Eukaryota; Apicomplexa; Conoidasida; Eucoccidiorida; Eimeriidae
Product: IAA-amino acid hydrolase ILR1-like 8
Exons: 8
Coding region: 76-1380 (434 amino acids)
Molecular function (GO): hydrolase activity
Source: RefSeq, a predicted model, not a curated record